This is a messenger RNA of Daktulosphaira vitifoliae (grape phylloxera), 2386 nucleotides long. Its product is annotated as xylulose kinase. Gene Ontology annotation, biological process: D-xylose metabolic process; xylulose metabolic process. Bases 632 to 2272 code for a protein of 546 amino acids. The transcript is spliced from 11 exons. Lineage: Eukaryota; Metazoa; Arthropoda; Insecta; Hemiptera; Phylloxeridae. The record is from RefSeq and is a predicted model, not a curated record. Gene Ontology annotation, cellular component: cytosol. Gene Ontology annotation, molecular function: D-xylulokinase activity.
UCGGUAGCCUAUACCUAUACUCUCUUCUUUUGUUAAUUUUUUUUUUUAAUUAUGUUUAUUAUUAUUGAAACGUAUAAUUAAGAUAGGUAAAACAUGUAGCAUUCUCAAAAUUUCAUUCUAGUUGUGCUUAUGUGUUUCAGUAACAUAUGUUGGUUUCAUUUAUGUAUUCGAUCCUUUAUUGACAGUUUAGAUUUGUCUGACCGUGACUUCUAUUUUAUUGUACGUCAGGAACGUCAGUAUUAAAAAAAACAUUUAUUGUUGACGUUAGAUUUUUAAAAAAAUCCUUCGACCGUGUAGAGAUGCCGCGGUUUCAGCAGUCGUUACGUCACGGUUCUUUGGGUUAGCGAAGGCGGUUUGGGCUGUAACAAACAGCAGCAUAGAUAGCUACACUACAAUUCACAAUAGUAUUUUAUUAUACUUCCGAAAUGCUGACACAUGCGCGCUCACGUUUGUUCGCCAACGACAUCAACAACAUUAAACAACAACCGGUUCAUAAUGCAACGAAUAAAUAAGAGCUAUUCGAUAACUAAUUGUGCGAAUACGUACUGGUGAUUUAACUUAUACCCACAAACGACUGUAUGUUCAUGUUAGUUGUUGCGGUCAGACAAUAAUCAAAUAAGUAACUACUGCGAUGGGCGAACAACAUCAGGAACUGUUUUCGGCGAUUGAUAUGCCCAACACAUAUCUCGGCUUAGACUUAAGUACCCAGCAGCUUAAAGGAGUAAUUGUCGAUGAAAAUUUGAACAAACUAUUUGAAGCUUCUGUUCAUUUUGAUUUGGAACUUCAAGAAUUUCAUACUCAUGGAGGUGUUCUUAGAGAUAAAGAAAAUCCCAGGGAAGUGACUGCUCCUACAGUUAUGUGGGUCAAAGCUUUGGACGUACUCCUUGAUAAACUGCAAGUAUGUGGAGCAGAUCUCAAUACAGUUGCCGCCAUUUCAGGAUCGGGACAGCAACACGGUACAGUUUACUGGACAAAUGGUUCUCACAAAACUUUAAAAUCUUUAGAUCCAUCUGGAUUUUUACAUACUCAAUUAGCAUCAUGUUUUUCAAUAGUGAAUUCACCUGUAUGGAUGGACUCAAGCACCACAAAACAAUGUAAAAAACUUGAAAAAUCUGUGGGAGGAGCACAAGAAUUAGCUGAACUAACUGGGUCAAAAGCUUAUGAAAGGUUUUCAGGACCACAAAUUGCUAAAAUAGCUGAAAAUCGACCAGGAGCUUAUCAAAACACAGAGAGAAUAUCACUGGUGAGCAGUUUUGCAUGUUCUCUAUUUCUUGGUGCUUAUGCCCCUAUUGAUUGGUCUGAUGGAUCAGGAAUGAAUUUAAUGGAUAUAAAGACCAAAAAGUGGUCUGAAAAAUGUUUGGAAGCUUGUGCAUCAGAUCUUGAAUCAAGAUUAGGAUCAACAAUUCCUUCUGGUACUGAGUUAGGCCAAAUUAGUAAUUAUUAUGUAGAAAGGUUUGGAUUCAAUUCCAAAUGUAGAGUAGUAUCCUUUACUGGAGACAAUCCUGCUUCUUUGGUUGGUCUUUGUCUAAGAAAAAAUGAUGUAGCCAUAAGUAUGGGAACCAGUGAUACCUUGUUUUUAUCAUUAAGUGAACCAAAAAAUUUAACUGAAGGACAUGUGUUAGCUAGUCCGAUUAAUAAUGAUGCUUAUAUGGUUUUACUAUGUUUUAAAAAUGGAUCACUUACUCGUGAAAGAAUACGGAAUCAUUAUGCUAAUGGGUCAUGGGAUGAGUUCAAUACUUUAUUGGAAAGAACACCAAAAGGAAAUUUUGGCUACAUAGGUUUAUAUUUCGAUGAACAAGAAAUAUUACCUUGGGUUCAAGGUGAUUAUAAAUUUGAUAAAAAUGGUGUUCAAAUGGAGAAAUUUCCUAGUCGUGAAAUUGAAAUCAAAGCACUUGUAGAAGGUCAAUUCAUAGCUAAGAGAGCACACGCUGAACAAUUAGGAUUCAUAAUUGGCCCUGAAACGAGGAUUAUAGUUACAGGAGGUGCUUCUGCUAAUAGUACUUUGCUUCAAAUUCUAUCUGAUGUAUUUAAUGCUCCUGUUUAUACACAGGAAGGAGCUAAUUCUGCUGUUCUGGGUGCUGCUUAUCAGGCUAAACAUGGUAUAAUGCGUAAUCAAAAUAGUGGGGGUGACUUUUUCCAUUCUGUUGUUAACACUGUUAAACCAGCAAAAUUAGCAUGUUCACCACACAAAGAUGCAUAUGAAACAUACACACCAAUGGUUGUACAAUAUAAUAAUAUUAUGAAACAAAUAUUAUCAAAUGGUACAAAAUAAUUUGUUGUGAUUAAAAUAUUUUUAUUUGUUACCAAUUAUUUUAAUGUUAUUGUUAAUGAAAUUUAUAUUAUUUUAUUGUAAUUUUAAAUAAAAAAUCUAGUGAUAAACACCUUA